UCAGUGCAGCCCCAGCAGCGCCACCUGUCAGUGUCCAUCAGUGCUUUGUGUCAGUGCUCAUCAGUGCCACAUCAAUGCCACAUAUCAGUGCCUACCAGUGCACAUCAAUGCCACAUAUCAGUGCCCACCUGAGCUGCCUUUCAGUGUCACUCAUCAGUGCCAGUCAUUGCCAUCUAUCAAUGCCAAUCAGUGCCACCUAUCAGUGCCAUGCCCAUCAGUGCUACCUAUCAGUGUCCAUCAGUGCAGCCUAUCAGUGCCCAUCACUGCAGCCUCAUUAGCGCACAUCGGUGAAGGAGAAAAAUCACUUAUUUACAAAAUUUUAUAA
Messenger RNA from Staurois parvus, 325 nucleotides. The record is from the annotation of a GenBank genome assembly. NCBI's taxonomy places the organism in Eukaryota, Metazoa, Chordata, Amphibia, Anura, Ranidae.